Molecule: messenger RNA, 1412 nt
Organism: Puma concolor (puma)
Lineage: Eukaryota; Metazoa; Chordata; Mammalia; Carnivora; Felidae
Gene: TPRA1
Product: transmembrane protein adipocyte associated 1
Biological process (GO): G protein-coupled receptor signaling pathway
Cellular component (GO): plasma membrane
Molecular function (GO): G protein-coupled receptor activity
Source: RefSeq, a predicted model, not a curated record
AUGGACGCCCUGGAGGAGGUGUUUCGGGCCAACGGGAGCACAGCCCCGCCCCCGCCCAUGGCGCCCAACAUCAGCGUGCCACAUCGCUGUCUGCUGCUGCUCUAUGAGGAUAUUGGCACCUCCAGGGUCCGGUACUGGGACGUCUUGCUGCUCGUCCCCAAUGUGCUUUUCUUCAUCUUCCUGCUUUGGAAGCUUCCGUUCGCUCGGGCCAAGAUCCGCGUCACCUCCAGCCCCAUUUUUAUCACCUUCUAUAUCCUGGUGUUCGUAGUGGCGCUGGUGGGCAUCGCCCGGGCCGUGGUGUCCAUGACAGUCAGCACCUCGGACGCUGCCACCGUUGCUGAUAAGAUCCUGUGGGAGAUUACCCGCUUCUUCCUGUUGGCCAUCGAGCUGAGUGUGGUCAUCCUGGGCCUUGCCUUUGGUCACCUGGAGAGUAAGUCAAGCAUCAAGCGGGUGCUGGCCAUCACCACAGUGCUGUCCCUGGCCUACUCUGUCACCCAGGGGACGCUGGAGAUCCUGUACCCUGAUGCCCACCUGUCGGCUGAGGACUUCAACAUCUAUGGGCAUGGGGGCCGCCAGUUCUGGCUGGUCAGCUCCUGCUUCUUCUUCCUGGUCUACUCUCUGGUGGUCGUGCUCCCCAAGACCCCGCUGAAGGAGCGCAUCUCCCUGCCUUCACGGAGGAGCUUCUACGUGUAUGCGGGCAUCCUGGCGCUGCUCAACCUGCUGCAGGGACUGGGAAGCGCGCUGCUCUGCGCCGACAUCAUCGAGGGGCUCUGCUGUGUAGAUGCCACCACAUUUCUCUACUUCAGCUUCUUUGCGCCCCUCAUCUACGUGGCCUUCCUCCGGGGCUUCUUCGGCUCGGAGCCCAAGAUCCUCUUCUCCUACAAAUGCCAAGUGGACGAGACUGAGGAACCAGACGUGCACCUGCCCCAGCCUUACGCGGUGGCCCGGCGAGAGGGACCGGAGGCGGCAGGGGCCGCGAGUACACAGUUCGACUCGGCCGGAGGGGUGGCCUACCUGGACGACAUCGCCUCCAUGCCCUGCCACACUGGCAGCAUCAACAGCACAGACAGUGAGCGCUGGAAGGCUAUCAACGCCUGAGUGUGGCCACCCUGGCAGGAAGGCCUGCUGGGGCCUGCAGAGGGCAGACUGGAGAGAAGGCCAGGGCGCGCAAAGCCCCUGGUGGAGGGGGAUGAGGUCGCAGGACCUUCUGUGGGCGGCAGCCCCGUGCGGGCCCUGUCCUGCCCUCUGCGUUGCCUGUGGCCACCUCUGCUCUAGCUGGGGGCCGCCUCCCCCUUCCACCUGCCCUCACCCUGCUCAGCGACAUGGCCCAGACUCUGAUCUCCCAGGGCCUGCUGAGGGUGUCUCCUUUCUCCAAAGCCUGCGCACCCGGGACCGGUCUGGCCUUCCUCGUC